Dalotia coriaria is the source of this 5953-nucleotide messenger RNA. RefSeq names its product proteasome activator complex subunit 4B-like. Gene Ontology annotation, cellular component: cytosol; nucleus. Gene Ontology annotation, molecular function: proteasome binding; peptidase activator activity. Gene Ontology annotation, biological process: proteasomal ubiquitin-independent protein catabolic process. The coding region runs from base 309 to 5780 and encodes 1823 amino acids. The record is from RefSeq and is a predicted model, not a curated record. The transcript is spliced from 13 exons. NCBI's taxonomy places the organism in Eukaryota, Metazoa, Arthropoda, Insecta, Coleoptera, Staphylinidae.
ACGCAGCAUAUUCUGCUCAGUAAGCGCGAGUAAGUGAAAAGUGAAAGACUCAUCACGCAGCAAAGAAAACUGCAAACAAAUCUCGUCCCCUUUGGCAGGUGCAAGGGCGCACACGUUUGAAAUUGGCGCUGCGCCAAGUGUGUGAACCGCAGUGAGGAAAGUGGGGAAGAGGCUGACAAAUCCAGAGUGAGGUAAAUCCACGUACGGUGCGCGAUUAUUGUUCUAGGAGCACGUACAGUUGCGCGCUGAUAAAUAAACAGGUGUAAGUUUUUGAUACGGUGAAUUGACAUUUAUGCGACUGCCGAAAAAUGGACGAGGAAAUCGAAGAGCGCUGUGCUCAGCUGGGUUUUCGCCCACAGAAAGAAAUCGUUUACAACAAACUGUUACCGUACGCAGAUAAGCUGGACGAGGAAUCGCGAGUGUUGUUUCAUGACAUCAAAACUAACCUCGUCAAAGCGUUCCUCGCACGUGAAAUUCGACCGGGAUGUGCAGUAUGGACUUCACGAUUGCACAGAUACAUGAAAAUCUAUGGAUUAAAAUUUUCGAAAGAGGACCAUAUUUAUCUGAUUAAAUUGUUUUAUGAGGCAUUGACUAUACCAAAUUUAGAACCGACGAGAAUAAUAAAGUUCGCUGGCACGCUCAAUUUUCUUCUGAAAAAAAAGGAGUUAUUAAGUCGCGAUGACUUGCAAUUGGAAUGGAGGCCAUUAUACGAUCUUUGCCACCGCGUCACCAAGAAGAAUCGUCUUUGCAUUGGGAUGUACAGAUACUUUUCGUCUGUCGAAAUCACCCUGGAUCAACUUAUUCGGCAUUCAAGAACAUAUUUUCCAGUCAGCGCAACCCAAGAAAUUCUUGACGAAUUUCGCCCGAAACUAUGCCCCCAUAGUAGUAAAGACCUUGUGUUUUUAAUGCAUUAUUUCGAAACAUUUUUACCUAUUACAAUGAAACCUAGCGAAGCAUCAGUUGGAUACGAGCUCUGGCUAGAAGAAUUCAUGAAUUUCUGGGACGUUUGCCACAAUGCUGGAUCCUGGGAGAAUCAAAUGGCAUCACUGAUAAGCUGUCUGGCGGAAAACCAUAUCGGACGUAUCAACUGGGAACCAUAUGUGCCUGCAAUGUUCGCGCGCUUCCUGCGCACAUUGCAAUUGCCAGUCAGCUAUAGACAAAAACAAUCCAACAAACAGUUUAAGAUCGAUAUUAAUUCGAUGACACGCUGGAUCGUGUCCUGUUUAGGCGGGCCAAGCGAUACAGUCUUUAAACAUCUCGAGUCUUUCAUGCAAACGAUUGAGUCUUAUUAUAAUGUAGCAAACACCGGCCGCUGGACACCGAAGAUACGCGACUUUUUACGCAAAAUUGCUGCUAAUUUUGUGAACCGUGUGCAUAAUGAACGCUACAAGAAGUAUACUUGGGAGAACCAAAUCCCUGAUGAGUUCAAACUCACCGAAGCGGAUAUUGAUAGAUUUGUCACUGCGAUGAAACCCUGCCUGGAGCAAGCAAUCUUUUCCAGAGCACCCCAAGAUGUGACUUUUAUCUUUAAUUAUCUAGCUUGUUUACGCCCAAGUAUGAUUAUACCUCUUGUCUUGGACAAGUUGUACACUUCGAUGGAUUCUCUCACUGAACCGCACAAGUUGACAUCUGCGAUGAUGUCCAUUACCGCCGUAUCUCGUUAUAUGGUUCAGGGUAGUCGAGUUGGUUAUCCCGAAGGUCCAACACAUGUGAUCCCGUUGCUUAUGAAUCUACUGCCGGGAAUUGAUCCCAAUGAUCGCCGCAAAUGUUUUAUGACUUUCAACUUUAUCGUGCAGUUUAUUAACAUGAUGCCGCUAAUAAAUUCAUCAGAGGCGCACAAGUAUUACGAUGAUUUAACUGAAGAGGAGCAUAUUGUGUGUGAAGCAUCCGCUGGCUUAGAAGAUUUUGUAGUGCAGUUCUUCGAUCGGCUGUGUACUUGGGUGGAGUCCAAUUCAUUGGAGAGUACUAGAUUAGAGCAGAACGAUCAUGAUCGCAGGCUGACCAAGUCCGAAAGUAUUGCGGAGAGUGCGUUGGUUUCGGUAAUUUCCGCAGUUUUGACUCAGUCAUCGCCAGAAAUCUUCAAAGUGGCUCUGAAAAAGGUGUAUAAUUUUGCAACGUCGCGUAUCUUUGAAAUUAAAGUUUCUGGCAAGAUGGUGGGCACUCUCUGUCAAGUUUUCAGCAGGAUUAGUCCCAAAGAAACUGCCAAGCUGUUUAUUCCGCAUUUGUGCAACACUCUAGAGACUUUGAUUAAUGACACAGCAGACAUAAUGCACGAAGAAAAUCUAAACCAGGAGAUUUUAUAUAAUUUACUACUGUUAUCAGAGGUCGUUGAUUGCAACACUGAAAUUUUACCUUACAUUGAAAGAAUAACCAGUCUGCUUGACAAGGCUCUGUUUAUGACCUCAUUGCAAGCUAACUUAUUGGGCACUCGAAUGCUAAAUUUAUUAAUGACAACGUUGACUUUUACUAUGCCGAUUGAGUACAGAAGUUGCUCAUUGACCUAUGACACUCCGAUUAAGGAGUAUUUAAGUAUACGAGAUUGGGGAAAAGCGGGAAACAUCCGCGACCUGAACAUCAAAUGGUACAUGCCCGGAGAGAAAGAGGUUGCAUGUGUUCAAAGUUUAUUAAAUCACUAUUUAGUACCUGAAUUAGAACGGCUUAAUGCAUAUGCCAGUGGAAGCGUGGUUUUGACGCGUCAUGAGUUGCGCAGGACCUUCAAGAUUAUCCUCGCGAGCUUGGGUUGUCAUACGGUGCUACCUCUAUGGAAGGAACCGGCAAUGAAUUUGAUCGAUUCGGUGAUAGAACCAUGGGCAUUUGAGCUUAUCGUAGGCAGUCAGCUUAGUGUUACAAUGCCGGACGGUAGCAACGUACGUAAAACCGUGGCUGAUGUGAUUCACAAGGUGCAGAAGAAAAUUUUAGAAAUUGACGAAAGUGAUACUAAAAGUAUCUAUAGUAUUAUACAUAUUUACGAUAUUUUAUUGUUUAAUAAAUUUCGAGGACGAGAUUUUGAAUUUCACUGGAAGAAUUUCCACGCAGUGAAGAUUCUACUUGAAGAUAAACUGCACAAGAACAAGAAACAUCUUCGACAUAUUCUAAUCGACAGGGUAAUGUUGCACCAGGAGUUCCGCAAUGAAAGUCGUAGUUGCAGUUUCACGGAAACUCACAAACAGAUUAUGCUUGAUUUGUUUGAGUUAUCCAUUAGCCGCUACAGUGAUAUUCGCGCUGCAGCUCAAUGCAAAUUAAACUCAUCGAUUGGGACCUUCCCAUAUUCGUAUACGAUUCUAACAUCGCAGAUCAAACGCGUGCUACAACUUGAUUCGACAGAGAAUCACGAGAAGUUUAAAGGAUGCCUGUAUGUACUAUCAGGGCCGAAAAGUACUCCGUUAAUUGCACGUCAUGACUGGAACUUUAUCAAGGAGAUUUGGCCCCUACUGGUGCGUUCACAGCCGUCUGAGAAACCAUCCAUAGUUAACUUGAUGGACUAUCUGGUCGAAACUGUUCACAAGUCUUUUCCAACUAUUGCUAUUAAUCUAGAAGUACCUGAAAGUCUCAUUCAAGUUGGAUACAAGUUAGCUGCUAGUAAACCGUCAGUGGAUCUUAGUCAAUUUGGCCCGGUGAUAGAAAAUGGACCUAAGGCUUUAAAAAACCAUUGCGAUAAACAAUUGAUUGAAUACAAAGAACUUAUAAGUUCUCUAUUGAAGGCUGCAACUGAAUGUAAUUUACACUGGAGGUAUUACAUGAUGAGUGUGUGUUUCUUGCGUGAUUUAGUUCAUCCGGAUUUAAAAUACAGCCCAGAAGUCGUGCAAUUCUUUUGCCGAUCACUGAUAAACGAAUCACUUAAAAUUCGUAAAAUAGCUGUUAAAGUUAUGCUUUACAUUAUGAUGCAGAACAAAGUUAUCUAUCCAAAGAUUAAAGUUGAUCCGUUCAGUUUUUCGAAUACUGCUCCAACUAAACAGAUCGCGCCAGGAAACCGAAUUGAUAAUGAUUGGUUACUUUAUAAUAAUCAGACUGCGCCUAAGAACUCCGAAGAGUGGAAAGCCCCUAGAUUUGUGCACAACGAAUAUACUGGUUUUUAUUGCUGGCCAGUGGAUUUGUAUGUUUUCGAUUAUAGUACAAACUACAGUUUAAAUGCAGACAAUAUGGAACCGCAGCAUAGAGAAAUGCUUGCGUUUUUUAGUAAUAAGUCAAACAUCGACAUUUUGAUUAAAUAUUACUCGAUCGAGGAGAAAAAAGGCAAUGACAAGUUUAAUUCUUUUAGAUUCCUGUUAUUCAAAUAUUUGUUCAAAAUGUUCAACACCCAACUGCUGCCUAUAUUUAUGCCGCACUUGAACCAACUAGUAGAAGAUAAGCAGGAACAAUCACAACGCUGUGCAUCUGAGAUCAUAUCUGGUAUAAUCAGUGGAUGCAAACAUUGGAAUUACGAACAGACGGUCGACUUGUGGACGGAAAUGAUUCCACUGCUUCGCAAAGCGUUUAAUAACUUGUCAGCCGAAACUCUGUUCGAUUGGGCGAGUUGUAUUGGUAUGGGGCUGGAGUGUCGCGAUCCGAAUCGAUACAACUGGCUCUUGGAGUUCCUGAUGGACGAUCCUUUGAGUGAGAGUACUUCGUUCUUAGGCUGUGCGCGCAUGUACAUUCUUUAUUGCGCCCUCAAUCAACAAUCAUGGCGCAAUGCGGAAUUGUACAGCAGAUGUUUUACUUACUUUAAGGCGCAUCUUAUGCAUCCAUUCCAAAACGUGCGUGAUAGAAUCAGUACCAGUUUGACGCAUAUUUUUUGUAAGGAUAUUGUCUUUCCAAAUGGAAACGAGACGAAAUGUCCGCAUGUGUCUGACUUUUUCGACGUUGUUAAUCCAAAGUUAAAUGAAUUGUAUGACAAAACCGUGAAGAAGUUUGAAUAUGACCGAGAUAUAGUGUAUGAUAAGAAUGCGGUCGAUAACACUGCAUUGGAGCUUAGUAAGAUUUCAAUUAUGGACGAAUCUGAGAAGGAAAACUUACUUCGACUUUUCAAAAUCUCUGCAAAAUAUGUAACUGGCAGUGUGGUUCGUGCGAUUUAUACGAUGAAGCGGGAACAUUUUAUUUUGUUGCCGUUGGCAUGCGUAUUUCAAAGCAAUGAAGUCGAUGACGAACUGACGGGCAUUUGCACGAAUUUGAUCGUUGUGUUUGGAUGCUGCGUGACACCCAAGAUCUACUUGCCAGAUGCAUUGAAAGCAAUCACGAAAGUAGCAAAAUGUCCGUUUUGGUCGGCACGUGCUGUGAUCGCUGAAUUUAUACCAGUAUUUGUUUUUCACAACAUGGCGUCUAUCAUACACACAAACAUGGUGCAAGAGAUUUUAGAUGUUACAUUGCUACUGUUGGAAGAUGUACAGCCUGAAGUACGUGUGAAGGCUAGUCAGGCAGUUAGCGGUUUCUUGCAUGUAAAAUUCAUAGAAGAACCCAUAAAGUUACUCGAGACGUUCCGAAAGAAAGCAAAAACCAAAUUGAAGGCGACCACAGUUGGCAAGAAUUGCAAUGCAAAGAUACGCAUUCGUCACGCGGGAGUCUUAGGUCUCUGUUCUUAUAUCAACGCGAACCCGUAUGAUGUCCCGGAUUAUAUGCCAGGAAUCUUCGAGGAUUUGGGACCACAUCUUAAUGAUCCUCAGCCUAUUCCGGCAACGAUCCGCAAGACUUUGGGUGAUUUCAAAAGAACGCACCAUGCAAAUUGGGACGAUCACAAACUAAAGUUUACGGACACCGAGUUGUCAGUGCUUACAGAUUUGACAGUGCCUCCAUCUUAUUAUGCUUGAACAACUAAACUAACUAUUGGCACAGGUUCUGAUAUCUAUCUGGUCUACGUGUUUAAUUGGUGAUGUAUUUGUUAGACUAAGUCUAGAGGUGUAGGAUUAUUUAAUAAGAGAUGCCGAUUUUAUAAAAAUGUUUAAAUAUUUUCCUUACAGCUGUUGAUAAAGCAGAAAAAUUA